AGAGAGAGAGAGAGAGAGAGAGAGAGAGAGAGAGAGAGAGAGAGAGAGAGAGAGAGAGAGAGAGAUGGCGAUGCAUGAGGCGGCGAUGGCGACGACAGGGCCGGGGCCGAUCAAGCUGUACUCCGCGCAAGGACAGACACUGGGAACAAGCCAUGUACUUCCAUCCUCUCCAUGGAGUUCUGCGCCGCUGUUCGUGUUCGAAGGGCAAGAUGUAGCGGCCUGUGCGCCGGAUUACGGAAGUCACAGAUGUGGAGACUCCCAGCAUAGUCAGACGAGUUUGGAUUUCCGCAGGUUUCUGGUAGGCGAGGGUAGCGUGUGCGGCGGCGGGCUGCUGGGCCCUGGUGGCCUCGUGGACGCCGGGGGAAUGCUUUUUGGCGGCAGUCUGCGAGGAGGCAAUGCGGCGCUUCUCAUGGCUAACGCGAUCACGGCGGCAGGGGGAAGCGGCGGCGGGGGCGGCGCGGUGCUCGCCAGCGGAUCGAGCGGGCCUAAUGCGGGCGGGGUAGCUGCCGGUGCUGGAGGUGGGGUCGGCGAGGUCAACAUAUGCGACAUAUCUGCCGCCGGUGAAUGUAGGGAGCCUGCUGACGGCGCAGGUGUGUGCCAAGAUUCUGGGGUAGCAGGACGUAUGGCUGCAGCACCAACCGGCGGAGUUUCUCUCUGGAAUUCCUCCGUGCACGGCGGGGAUGCAUUUGGCCAUAGCCUCCUUUAUCCUCUGCAAAUCUCGGAACUGAUGGAGCUAGAUCCGAUCGAGGAUGAGCUGUCUUCUGAAUCUUGGCUCCAGCAUGGGGGAGAAGGGUCCUACCACCGCGGCAAUGGCGCCGCCACGGGGGGGUCUCAGGCAGAAGCCUCGCCUGCUGUCAACAGCCCUCAACAGAUUCAGCACGGGAUUUGCUCCGCUUCCGCCUCCGCCUCCGCCUCCGCCUCUACCUCCGCCUCCCCCUCGGCCUUCACCUCUGCCUCCGCCUCCGCCUCCGCUCCGUCGGCUGCCAACAAUAACUUCACCAGCAAAGGUGGUGGUGGUUACCCGAACUGCGACACUACGUUCUCUCCUGUGCAUUGCUCGACGUCCAUGCCGGGCAAUUUUGCGUUUGCGCCGAGCUUCCCCGCGGCUCCGACUGUGGGGCAAGCGGAGUCCAUGAUGAUGGCGACGGCCUCUUUUCCUGCGGUUUGCGGAGCCCCGGGGGGAUUCUGCGCGAAUGGGCGGAUAUUGUGGAGCACGCAGUUGCAGCAGCAGCUGCUUGCCGGCAGUGCUGCGAAGAUGGCGCGAUCGAUGUUCGUUUCGCCGCUGUCUCCCGCCGCGCCGGGUAGUGCGUCCACGUGUCGGCCGUCGGCGCAAUGCGCCGGCAUCCCGACGCUCUACGCCAGAUCGGGGGAGCAGAGUUACGAGACUAUGCGGCGGCUGUGGGGGCAGGGAGGAGCGGGAAGCGGCGGCGGGGUUCUGAGUUGUGAAGCAGGUGGGGGGGGAGCAUUGGAUCCGGGCGCGCGGAGGCAGGACGGGGAUCAAGGGGGGGCGGUGGAGGGCAUGGGCGAGGCGGGGAGAACAGUGAGAACCACAGGCAGACUGGUAGCCCGCGAAGGCGGCGCAACAGUUGGGUUUCGGAAGCGGCCGCGAGAGGAAGAGGACAGGGAUCGGGAAGGAGAAGGAGAAGGAGGAGGAGGAAUGUGUCUUCAUGCUGACGAUUCAGGGAGCGUUCAUCGUCCUCGUCAUCAUCAUCAUCAUCAUGAGCAUGAUCGAGUUAGUCAGUGCGGCACGCGGAACGAACAGCAGCAGAGGAUGCAGGGGGAACGAGGCGGAGGAGAGCGCACGGAUAGCGCUAUUCUGCGGGGAGAAGGCGGGAUUCAAGAUGAGGAAGCGGGAGGGGAGUGCGACAGCGCGAGAUCCCCGAACGGGGAGGGUCAUUACUACCUGGUAGGGGGCAAUGAUUGGGACGAGGGAGAAGGCGGGUGGGGGAGGGUAACAGAGGGGGGCGUAGGAGGGGGGGUUAGCUGGAGAUCGCCGGAUGCGGUGAUUGCGAUCUCCACGAAGCUGACCCAGAGGAUGAUGAAAGCCCUUCAUUGCAUCAACCAGACGAGGCCGGAUGUGCUAGUGCAGAUCUGGGUGCCAAGGAGUGAUCACGGGCGCUUGGUUUUGACCACGAAGGAGGCCCCUUUCGCGGUGGAGCAGUGCAGUCAACAGCUAGCUAGAUAUAGAGGAGUGUCGGAGGAGUACAUCUUCUCGGGGGAGGAGAUCUCCCAAUACUCUGGCUUGCCUGGAAGAGUGUUCAAGUCGGGCAAGCCGGAAUGGUCGCCCAAUGUGCAGUUCUACUCUCCGAUGGAGUACUUGAGGGCCAAUCACGCCGCGGAGUGCGAUGUUCGGGGCUCCUUGGCCGCGCCCGUCUUCCAUCCCGGCCUGCCACGCUGCGUUGCCGUAAUAGAGGUUGUCAUGGUGGGCGAGGACGUGAGAUUUGCGCUCCAAAUGAACAACAUCUGUCGAGCUCUGCAGGCUCCGUCCUUAGCUCAUGGGCUGAUCCUCGCAGAGAUCUCAGAGGUGCUGACCCAAGUUAGUCAGCAGCAUGAUCUGCCAAUUGCGCAGUGCUGGAUUCCCUGCGAGAGAGAGGAGCAACAGGAAGAAAAGCAACUCUGUUACAUUGACGAAAUCGAAGAAGGAGAUGCGUCGAGUGAUAGCAAGGGAUGCAAGAAGAAGAAGGGCAGCUGGAGCCUGUCUACCACGGAAGCACCCUUCUACGUAAGCAACCCCAUCAUGUGGGGCUUCAGAAAUGCUUGCUGCGAGCACAAGCUUGAGGAAGGACAGGGCACCCCUGGCCGAGCCAUGAUGACCUGUGCGCCGGCGUAUGCAGAGGAUGUCAAGCGGUUGAGCAAGCUGCAGUAUCCUCUCACCCAUUACGCCCGGAUGUUCGGGCUUGGUGCUGCGGUAUCGAUUCGGCUGAGGAGCUCCCACAGCGGUAUGGCGGACUACAUCCUCGAAUUCUUUCUACCGACGUCUUGUGCUGCCCACGACCAGCAGCAACUUCUUUUGUCUGGCUUGUCGGUUUCCAUGCAGUGGGCUUGUAGAACCCUGAGGCCUGUUACAAAGGCAGAGCUGGAGAGCGAGAGAAGCAAUGGGAUCAUGGAUUCUGGUCAGGAGGUAUUCCAAGGGGCAGUGUUCAAGGGGGCAGCGAUGAAUCCAGCGACCCAGUGCAAUUCUUUGGGCCCACCUGCGGCAUCGGCAGGAGGAGAUGGUGUCAUCGUUCAAAUUAUUGCCGAGGAUGCAGAGGAUGACGAUGAGGAGGAUGAGGAGGAAGAUAGUGGAGAGGGCAUAGAUAACGAUAUGGAAGCGGAAGGAUUGUGUGGGCAUAGUAGGAACAUCCAAGCUCCCGAACCUGUUUGUGAUCCAGAGGUUCCAAUCGAGCCGGAGGCAAGUAACGUUGCUGCUGCAAACAGAAGGGGCAAGGGCAGCACUGGGGGGAAAGCAAAAGGCGGCGGAGGAGGGAAAGCAGGAGCUGCAGCAAAGGGUGCUCCCGAAGCAGAAGGAGCAACCGGUGCACUGCGUCGAGCGGAGAGGGGAAGACGGGGGACGAUGGAGAAAACAAUUGAUUUGAGUGUCCUCCAACAAUAUUUCGCUGGAAGCCUCAAAGAUGCAGCAAAGCAGAUUGGAGUUUGUCCAACAACGCUGAAAAGAAUUUGCCGACAGCAUGGAAUUCAACGGUGGCCAUCACGAAAGAUCAACAAGGUCAGUCGCUCGAUCAAGAAGCUGCAGGGAGUCAUAAAUAGUGUGCAAGGGAAGGAUGGAGGUCUUCAGAUCAAUCCAUUGCUGGGUGCUGCUGCUGACGAUUUGUCAGCCAUUGCUGCGCUUGGAGCACUCGGGGCGGCGACAUGUGCGGCAGUUAACAACGGGCCUGGUAGAGGCUCAACGUUAAGCACUACAGCAAUGGGAGGUCCAUCUUCGGCUCCUGGUCCAGCAACCCAUCCAGUUCUGGGUGUCCACGGAGCAGAUGCAGGCCUGAGCACACCAGAAAGUGCUGUGACGGCAGCAGCCCUAGGAGACUGGGGCGUGACAUGGGCGGCAGCAGGUUCAGCAGGCGGGAACCCCGGGGUGCGAGGAGGGGGACAACAGAAGGGGAGUGGUGGAACUCGGGGGAUGAUGCAGCAGCAAGCUUUGGGAAUGGGUGGCUCACCAGCGUCAGGAACCGACCAGACCCCUCCCAUAAAUGUCAGUGCGGAAUCAGACUCUAUGGAGAACAAACCAUUGCAGAGAAGCUUUUCGUCUCUACAUCCAGCUAUGGGAUGUGCAGUGCAGAACCAGCAGCAGCAGCAAACAGGUGUGAUGGGAGGAGGAGGGCCAGUGAGAGUGGUGGAUGUGGACACCACAGAAGAGGGAGGAAGCAAUCAUGGUGAUGAAGUUCGUUGUGUUACGGAAAGGGGAUCGGAUCUGGGUAAUGGUUCUCACCAUAGCGGGAAGUCUUUUGAGAACAGGGUGAUGCAGGGUGUAUCAAAUUGUGAAACUAGUUGUGGGGCCUGGGGUGUGAAACCAGGGUUAAGGCGGGGUGGAAAGGCGACAGGCUGGGCGGCCGUAUCUGGGAUGGCCCAAGGGCCCGGCGGAUACCAAUGUUUAGAAAGCAGGGGUGACCUGAAGGGUGUGCCUACCUGGUCUGUAUCAGGAUUUGGGACAAUAACAGCUGCAGGGGGAUCUAUGUCUGGCAGGAGGGGUACGGCAGUUGAGGGGGUGCAUGGGCAGCAAGGAACGGGUGUUGGCAGCAACUGCAGGGCUCAGGAGGGGGAAAUUGCCUGCAUGAGUGGGAGAGGUGGUGGAGACGGAGGCAGUUCAUGUGGCGGGCAAGUUUUCCGGUGGGAUGGCACUGGAUCGCCCAGCUCAACUGGGCAGUUGGGCCAUGUGACAACCAUGGAUCUGUUAUCGACAAUUGAGAGCAGAGUGCAUGGUGGUGAUGCUGCAUUGGCGGCUCUAAGGGUCAUAAACGGCCCUGGAGAUGUGGGAGGAGGGGCAACCCCUGGUCGGGACUGUGAUAUGCAGAAUACGGAGCCAGCAGGUUAUGGUAUCUCAUACAGUGGCCGGAGAGGGGGGAUCGGGAUGACAGCUGGGCAGUCAAAUACAUCGGCCAUGGGAUUAACGGCAGCCGGUGGAGGUGGUAUGACCCCAAGGAGCCCUGCGAGGCCUAUGCGGAUGCUAGGGAAUUCUCUCACCCCAAACUUAAUGACCGCCAGUUCUCCCUCCAAUACAAGCUGUUCAACUGGGAUGUGCUCUGGCAAAGCAGGAUCUCCAGGAGUCGGAGCAGUUGGCAUGGUAGGCGCGCUUGGGCUGUCCCCACAGAUGUUGUGCUCAUCCAUGAUCGACAACCUGCCUCAGUGGCCAAGGGGCUUCAGAGGUGGUGGCAGAGAUUCAAAUGCGGUGACAACGAGCGAUGUGACGGUGAAGGUAACAUUUGGGCAAGACACAGCAAGGUUUCGCCUUCCCAGCGGUCAUUGCUUUGAUGAUCUCCAGCAGGAGGUUGCGCAGAGGUUAAAGCUGGACACGACAACGCUCGUCAUGAAGUACCUUGAUGAUGAAGGGGAGUAUGUCCUCCUGUCGAGCAACGAGGAUUUGAUGGAGUGCAUCGACGUAUCUCGCAACGCAGGCAACAAUACCAUCAAGCUAACUGCGAGAUGUGAAGGGGGAUCGGGACUACAAUACGGGGCCCGCGCAGCCUGCACUGGUGGUUGUGGUGUGCCAAACAUCGGGUAUUAUGAUGCAGGAAUGGCCAGUUUGUCUGAUAUGAACAGCCCACAAAGAUGACAGUUGUCUGGGAGAGGAGGCACGGCAGCUCUCCCUUUUCAUCGGCGGGUGGACGAGGAGUGAAUGGAACUCUCAAAAGUUUUUUCUUCAUGACAGUUAAAUGAGUCUGGAGUCUGCACGUUUAUGUAGUCGGUCAGUGUGAUCAGCACUUUGGAUUAACGUAAAUACAAUGUGGAGUGGAGUGGUGGAGGGGAGUGGCCAGAUUGCGAGCCGCCAAGGAUGCUUGCUCAUCAUCUUGUGGCGGAAUUUGCGGGAGCCCACUUUUCUUCCUUUUUCAUCACUUUUCUUUUUCUUUAUCUGAGAUGUUGACAUAAUCACUGCGGCGUGAACAUACCAGGAGGAAUGGAACGAAGUUCGAAGGACGCUGCUAUUCAUUUCCUUCACUGACGUGGAGGAGCUGGGAUUGUGUGGAGGAGAGGGGAAUGCUGGGAGGGAGUCAGGAGGGGGGGGGGGGGGGGGGGGAAUCUGUAGUUAUGUGCUGCUGCAGGCAGCCGUUUGUUUAUAUGGUUAUACUGGGUAGGGGGAAUAGCAAAGGGGAAGAGUUGGUGGGAUAAAUUUAGAUUCUAGAA
Messenger RNA from Chara braunii, 6333 nucleotides. The record is from the annotation of a GenBank genome assembly. Lineage: Eukaryota; Viridiplantae; Streptophyta; Charophyceae; Charales; Characeae.